AUGGCCGUCCCGACGGACGAUGCGCGUGUUAGAGCGCGUUUACGAGAAAUAGGAGAGCCAAUAACCCUCUUCGGCGAGCGACCAGCCGACCGUCGAGACCGACUUAAAUAUGUCCUUUCUCAAAUAAGCGUUGCCCGUGGGGGUGACUUGCCAGACCUUGAAAGCGAGUCUGAAUCAGACGAAGAAGAGACAGUCGAGGAGUUCUACACCCCAGGAUCAUUUGAGCUUUUAGAAGCACGACGGCGAAUAGCAGAGUUCUCAAUACCUAGAGCUCAAAAGCGAGUCGCCCAGCAGCGCAUUGAAAGUAGGAUGCCUUUGAGACAGCUUAUUGAUAUUCGCAAAACAGUCUUCGGCGAGAUUAAAACGUUUGCAAAUAUGGGCUCACAAAUUGGUGAUGAGCGUCCGAUUUCUAUGGUUCGCUUCUCUCCCGAUAGCCAGAUACUUGCAACUGGUAGUUGGUCAGGAGGUGUAAAACUCUGGAAUAUUCCGCAAUGUACUACUAUUCGCACAUUACGAGGCCACGGAGACAGAGUUGGAGGAUUGGCCUGGCAUCCCCAAGCGACCCUCUCGCAGAGUGCUGAUGCGGUGAACCUCGUUACUGGUGCAGGUGACUUUAACAUACAUUUAUGGUCACUUUCGAGUGAUGCACCUUUAGCAAUACUAAAAGGACACGAAGGUCGAGUCUGUCGUACAGCCUUCCACCCUUCAGGAAACUAUGUCGCAAGUGCAAGUUUCGAUACGUCGUGGAGAUUAUGGGACGUAUCAACGCAAAUCGAACUACUACUUCAGGAAGGACACUCCAAGGAAGUUUACUCAGUUGAAUUUCAAGACGACGGUGCAUUAAUCGCUUCAGGAGGACUUGAUGCAAUUGGAAGAGUAUGGGACCUCAGAACAGGUCGAACAGCAAUGGUUCUUGACGGACACGUACAAGGAAUCUACUCCAUCGCAUUCUCACCAAACGGCUAUCAGAUAGCUACAGGAGCAGGCGACGACACAGUCCGAAUCUGGGAUAUGCGUUCACUCAGACCACUCUACACCAUCCCCGCACACCGAUCAAACGUCUCUGAUAUCCGUUUCUUCCGGGGUAACAACCUCCCAGUCGACCGGGUGCAAGAUGUCAAGAUGAAAGAUGAAGGCGACGAUAUUGACGAUGCAGAUGUUUCCGCGGACAAGUCAGGCGUAUCGAAGGAGCACGAAGAACGAUACCGAUGUGGAUUGUACUUCGCCACUGCUGGGUACGAUGGACUCGUAAAACUCUGGAGCGCAGACGACUGGCAGCUAUUACGCACACUAACCACGGAUGCCGGAAAAGUCAUGUCCGUCGACCUUUCAAACGACGGCAAAUACCUCGUCUCUGGCACAUAUAACCGUAACUUCCAAUUGUACGCGCCUGAAGGCAGUGCAUAACAGUU
This is a messenger RNA of Fomitiporia mediterranea MF3/22, 1412 nucleotides long. Its product is annotated as WD40 repeat-like protein. Lineage: Eukaryota; Fungi; Basidiomycota; Agaricomycetes; Hymenochaetales; Hymenochaetaceae. Gene Ontology annotation, molecular function: protein binding; U4 snRNA binding; U6 snRNA binding. Gene Ontology annotation, biological process: mRNA splicing, via spliceosome. The transcript is spliced from 8 exons. The coding region runs from base 1 to 1407 and encodes 468 amino acids. Gene Ontology annotation, cellular component: U4/U6 x U5 tri-snRNP complex. The record is from RefSeq and is a predicted model, not a curated record.